GAUCCAACAUGUCUGACGGAGGCAGGGACGGAUGAGGUCAUGAUGUAUCGCGGCUCCUGCCCUUUCUAGCGUCUUGUCGCGCAUGACGUCAAGCAAUGGUGAGAGGUCGGAGGCAAUAUGCGCACCCACGCCUCCGGCACUCGCCACGCUGUAUUGCUUGAUAAACUGCUCUCUCUCUUUACACCUAUGCAUGCCAUUUCCUCUUCCCACUGUCCUAUCCAUACCUACUGCCUACUCUCUCCUCCCUUGUGCAGAACCCAUUCUCAACAUCACCACGAGAGAAACUCGAGUUAUCACGAGCACAACAGACAUGUCUGGCAAAGCACCUAGCGAGGGAACCAAGGUCACCGCCGGCAAAGAUGCUCCGGUCACUCGUGAGGGACCUGGCAUUGUGACUGAAGACUCCCUCGCCGCCGAGUCCCGGUUCUUCCGCCAGGCCAAUGAAGCUGCACCCCAGCACAUUUCCCCCGUCGUGCUCACCGCGCCUUCGAACACUCCUCAGAGCGGCGCCCACAAUCCGACUGCCAAGCAGGGCGAUCGCAAUGCCGCUGCCGCGCCCUCCUACGUCCAGAGUCAGUACGCCAGCGACCCUUCGGGCCCCCACGGCAGGAACGUGAGAGAGGACGACGACAUCGGCACCGAUGGCAGAUACACGAACGCGAGCUUCUCUGAAUUCGGUACCCGAGGCGACCCCGGCCGUGCUGCCGAGCAGAAGUUUACGCACCCGGGUUCGGUAAACGCCGGGACGACGGCCGGGCGGGAGAAGCGGGUCGACGACGACCAACCGUUCAUCGUGUUAGGGUCGGACGCGCAGGCAUGAAUAAUGUUGGGCAGAGAAGGAGCCGGAGAAUUGCAACUGGGAGAGGAUAUGGUGUAGGGAAGAAAAAAUGUCGCAUAGAUAGGGAUAUUACAGGUCAACGGAAAAGCUAAAAUUCGGCUCAACGGGAUUGUCACAACCUUGGCAUGGACUUGCUAUCACGAAAGAUGACUAUGCCGUUCGUCAGUGCUGCGGCGGCGAGGGGGCAAGGGGACGAGCGCGCCUAUGAUGAAAUCAGUAAUUCGAAGGACGCGUCGUUCAACACCCUGAUACUUACUUGCCUUCACCGACAUUAGCGCCAUCGACUUCAUGCGAUCAACCCUUCUCUCCCUAUUGUAGGCACAUUAGACUGCCGCAGUUGUUACCCACCUGCCGCUAUCUAAGAAUAUUGAGUCAGUUU
Durotheca rogersii is the source of this 1217-nucleotide messenger RNA. RefSeq lists its product as uncharacterized. Bases 83 to 820 code for a protein of 245 amino acids. Lineage: Eukaryota; Fungi; Ascomycota; Sordariomycetes; Xylariales; Xylariaceae. The record is from RefSeq and is a predicted model, not a curated record. The transcript has a single exon.